CUCUGUUUAUUCGACUUCCUGUCAACUGAAGUUCUUUAAGCAUGGCAGCUGCACCGACCUCGGUCGGCCAAGAUCAACCGACCAAAACAUCAACUCCACCCGUCCUGUUUGAUCUGUCUCAGCCUCCGGUCAUCGAGGGAUUCACCCCACUGUCAAGGCCGAAGGAAGAGAGCUUUAAGGACAAAUUCAUCAGGAAGACGAAAGAGAACCCAUUCGUCCCUAUAGGUUGCUUAGGAACAGCAGGGGCAUUGAUCUACGGCCUCAGCGCCUUUAGAAGUGGCAAAACCCGACAGUCCCAGCUGCUGAUGAGAGCCCGUAUCUUCGCCCAAGGCUUCACCGUUGUUGCUAUUAUAGUGGGCGUGGCUGCCACGGCACUGAAACCCAAGCAAUGAGAGAGGACAGACCAAGGGCAACACCAGAGUCUGUUUUAUUAUACAGACAAGAAGAGCCUUAUGUGAUUCAUGGGUGAAAUGUGAAUGAACUGAACCGUAAAUGCCAACUCUUAGCCUUUUUAUUUCCUUUAAAGUUAUAGUUCGUCAGGUGGCGGCCAAUAUCAGUGUGUAUCACACUUAUACACAGAUAUAAUACCCAGCAUUUAAUUUAAGAGUGUCAUAUCUUCUUGACACAGGUUAAGUCCACAGGAGCCACUUUUUGUGGUUAAAUUAUUUGGUUUGACUGGCAAAUCAGUGCCUGCUUUUCCAUGUUGGUGAAUUAAGGAUACUUGAACAUUGUUUUAAACAUUACAAUGCUUCUUAUUUCAAUUUUCUAUUAUGUCUGUGUACAUUUAGGAAUUGAACUGUUUAAGGUGCAGUGUAAUGUAUGACAAUGUGAAUUCUAAUUAUUAAACAAAAAUCUUCAAGUGUAAUAAA
This is a messenger RNA of Myxocyprinus asiaticus (Chinese sucker), 869 nucleotides long. RefSeq names its product HIG1 domain family member 2A-like. Gene Ontology annotation, biological process: mitochondrial respirasome assembly. Gene Ontology annotation, cellular component: mitochondrion. The record is from RefSeq and is a predicted model, not a curated record. The coding region runs from base 42 to 392 and encodes 116 amino acids. The transcript has 2 exons. Lineage: Eukaryota; Metazoa; Chordata; Actinopteri; Cypriniformes; Catostomidae.